CGAGGUAUUUGCGAAAUAUAAUAACAGAGCAACUGCGCACCGUCACCGAUCAUCGACGACUCAAGACCUAGUGUCAGCGAACGACGUGAAUGUAGAAGGCCUCUAUCCACUAUCAUACACGUGCCUAAAAGUGUAAAACCGUUCAUACUUUACGUCGUGCACUGUGAAAUACAAUAUAGUUUUAAGCGCGUUCUGUAGAACGUUUAUAAAACAAAUCAAUGUGGCUAAAAAAAACGCCGAGCCGUGCCGAGUAGUUAACAAUUUGCACUACCUACUGAAUUUGACAUGGAUCAAAUAGAGGACAUUGCGGAGGAUGUUUUUAACGAAGUUGAGAAAAAUCUAAACUUUAAGCUACCUAUUACAUUAAAAAAUAUACUCAACAUUACUGGCUUCGAUAACUGUGAAUCGAUUACUGAUUAGAGAUAUAUCAGAAAAAGAUGUAACUGAAAUCGAAGAUUUUGCUCGACACAAAUUGUUAGAAAUAAUUCCUGAAAGUGAAUAUAAAAACUAUCUUGGGCAUUUUGCAAAUAAACCCACUUUAUUUGAAAUAGUGACAGGUCAUAAAAAAUUGCUGUAUAAAGUACGGGAUUAUUUUAAAGAUAAGCAAAACAAGUUUGUGAAGCAAAAAGCACGAGAUGAUCGUCAAUAUAGACAAAAUGACACCGAAAAAGCAAUUUCAAAAUCUUACCCUUCAACUUCAAACUCGAGCCAAAACAACGACAGCUACAGUCAAAAUCGAGGUCAAAAUGUUAACAACAAAGAUCUCAACCUCACAGAAGAAAAUAGGCGUGUCUCCAAAGUUUUGCAUGAAUGGAUUAAAACCAAGUGCAGUGAUGAACAAUGGUUAUAUUUUAAACAAAAAAUUAAUGACUUUGAGAUCAAUUGUAGAGGCAAUUUAAUUACUGGACAGUUUGAGUGCAUUGUAAAAUGUUAUUGUAAUACGACCGCAAAAAUCUCAAAAAUAUCCACCAAAACUACUCACCAAAGUAAAUGGAUAUACAGUAAUUUUCAUAAACAUUUUAUAAAACAUCUAAACGUUUCAGUGCCCAAUACAUCAACCCGCGCGUCAACCACUUCACGUCGAUCAAAUAAAACGCACCAAGAACCGCCUGGCUAUCAGCAACGUAAACAAACCGCAAUUAUGGAUUUUUUUACCAAUCCUACUCCAAAAUCCGAGACUGUUGAUUAAACAAGAAUUACUUCAAUAACACAUACUAAUAAAAAUGGCGAUGAACUUUUGGAGAACCAGAUUAUAGAAGAAAAUCCAAGAGAAAAUCUAUUGAACGAAAUACAAUCGACCGCUAGCGUGAAAGUAAUUCCAACUCGAACAAGCGAUUGUAAACGUAAGGCGAUAAUCUUACAGAAUAUUGUUUUAUCACCGCGACCGACAGACAUAAUUCAGGUACUAAAUGAUCCAACCGAGGAUCCAACUGAAUCUCAGUCUUCCACGACACCUUCUGAAUUACAUGACAUAGGAGAGGAAAUACAUCGAUCGGAACUAAUUGGUUGUGAAAAUACUUCGAAAAAAGGAAUGUCAUUACACCAUGAAUCUAGUCUGAUUAUCAACGAAGAUUCAUUGAUAGAAGAUGAUCCACACUGUAAUAAAAAUGUACAAGGAAAUGAAUCUCUACCAGUAUUCCGAAUAACAUCAAAGUGGUCUUCAACGAAAUAUAGCAGAAGAGAAAGGUUGAGAAGAAAAAGAGAAAUGGACGAUUCUACGCAGCCGUUAAUAACAUCUUAUUAUCAGUUGCUAGACGCGGUCGAAGCUCGGGUGGAACACAUUCUAAAGACAAAUCCAAAAAUCUGUGCUUUUAUCGCCGAGUAUGAAAACGUAUGCAAAAGUAAUACUGAUUAUGCUACAUGUGAAAAAAGUACAAAUGAAACAGGGACAAAUUCCCUUCUUAAAACACUAAUGGAAGUAGCGAUUAAAAAUUCGAUGCAAUCUAGUAAUAGGAAUCGAUAUACAGAUGUGAUCAAGCAGUUUGCAAUAUACCUCUACUACAUUGGAGGAAGACUCCUAUACGAAACUUUAGAAGCGAACCUCAAAAAUGCUCUUCCGGCAAUAUCAACUUUGAAUCGGUAUGUGGACCAAAAUAAAAACAAAAUUCAAGAAGGCGAAUUCGAUUAUGACGGAUUGAAAUUAUUUUUAGAAAAUCGCAAACUUCCUAAAUAUGUGUGGAUUAGUGAGGACGCCACUCGUAUUACUGGAAAAAUCGAAUACGAUUCGACAACAAACAAAGUUAUCGGUUUUGUUAUGCCCCUCAAGGACGGGUUUCCACAAAUGGAAUCAUAUGUUGCGUUGUCCGCUCAGGCAAUUGAAGGAUACUUUCAAAAUAAUAAAAAAUCCGAAUACGCAUAUGUCAUCAUGGCGCAGUCUUUAUCAGAAGUAGCUCCCUCCUAUUGCCUAGCAAUCUAUGGAACAGAUAACAAGUUUCGAUACACAGAUGUAACGUCAAGAUGGAAUACAAUGACGAGACAACUGGACGAGCGCGGAAUAAUUGUAUUAGGGUAUUCCUCUGACGGAGACACGCGCCUUUUAAAAAGUAUGCGUUAUUUAUCUUCCCUGCCACCUGAACUACAAAUAAGUCAAUGGGAAUGGUACCAAAUGAACAGUGAUUUAAAUGUUGUUCAAUCAUAUAUACAAGAUACGGUUCAUAUCGCUACCAAGUUGCGAGUAAGAAUAUUGAAGGCGGGUAAACCAUUGAUAAUGGGCAGGUAUACUGCAAAUCCUGAUCAUUUAUUUUUAUUAAUACAUCGAUUCCCAAAAAAUGACCAUUUUCUGGCCGAAAGCGACUUAAAUAAUGAGGUUAAAAUGAAUUUUAGAUCAGCUGAAAAAAUAUGUAGCGAGGCUGUUUUAAAUCUCUUAAAAAAGUUAUCAGAGGAAACUUCAGAAGAAACAGAUGCCACAGUUCAAUAUUUAAGAAUAAUGCAGUAUGCUACAAGUUCAUUCUUAGACCAAGCGCUGACAGUUGAAGUCAGAAUUUAUCGUAUGUGGUACUGUGUAUUUUUUCUAAGAAUUUGGAGACAAUGGAUUCUUAAUACAGCUAGUCUUAAAUUGAGUGAUAAUUUUUUGACGUCUAAUGCUUACCUCUGUAUCGAGCAAAAUGCUCAUUCUAUUAUAAAAAUAAUUAGAUUAUUCCACAAACACGAUCUAGAUUUCAAUAUGUUUAUUCCUCAUCUAUUCAGCAGCCAAGUUUGUGAGCAAAUUUUCCGUGCCACUCGCUCAAUGACUUCGACUUUUUCGACCGUUGUCAAUUUUAGUUUAAAAAACAUAAUGGAACGACUUGACAGAAUUAAAGUGAUUAAUAAUCUUAUGAAUGAUUUGCAUGGAACAUUAAUAUUUCCUCGCGAAAAAAGACAACCAAAAGUACCAAACUUUUCAAAGUGUAAUGACUCUGAAUUUGUUCGAGCACUGAAUUUCUCUGACACCGAUAUCGAACGAAUUGUUCAUCAAGCUCUUAGUGAUUCAAUAUUGGCAGCGGAAAACUUGGGAAUUGAGGUUUUUGGAAAAGCAUACAACCAAUUAAACAUACCACUAAAAGUUGAUGAAAAAUUUACUCAAGAUGAAUUGCAACAAUAUAGUGAAGAAUCGAAAAUGGACGAAGCCAUAUCUAGUGUCAACCAAAAUGAAGACUCUUUAUGUCUAGUGCACGAAAACGUAAUAAAUACCGUAUUUAGUGACAACAUAAAUAACGAUGAAAAUGUUAAUGAUGAUUUCGACAUAUCUGCUGAUAUGGAAGUUGAAAUUCCUGAAGAAAGAUCAACGGCAUCAUCAAGUUCUUCUACCCCUUACGUAGAAGUUAUAACCGGAGGAAAAAGAGAAAAAUUGAAAAAAUCCACAUUUUGCUGGCUGCUUGAAAAAGGUAAAGUUAGAAUUAGUUCAGAUCGCCUUUCGAGAUUUCACACAUCCAAAAAACCCCGAGAAAACCCAAACUGGACAAAACAUCAAAAAUACUAUUAUCCUCAAACAAAAAACCUGCAAACAAAAUAGUUACUAGUACGGGUCGAAACAAAAAAAGGAUUCUCAGCGAAAGUUCACCUGAUAGCAGCUCACCAGAAACAGACGUUUAUGAUUCAGAUAAAGAAAAUGAACAAUACGGUGAAAAUUCGUGUUGCACAAUACUGCCUGAAAAUUAUUAUGCCGUAUAUUAUGAUGAAGCGUGGUACAUAGGAAGAAUUAUUUCAACUGGCGACAUAGAAUCCAUUCCAAAUUCCAAUGCUCACUCCAGUGUUUAUAAAAUGAAAUUUUUAAAAAGGGAUCUUAAUAGUUUUGACUGGCCUAAAAAUGAAGACAUCGCCAACGUUGACAGUAGAUAUAU
Messenger RNA from Photinus pyralis (common eastern firefly), 4319 nucleotides. RefSeq lists its product as uncharacterized. The record is from RefSeq and is a predicted model, not a curated record. NCBI's taxonomy places the organism in Eukaryota, Metazoa, Arthropoda, Insecta, Coleoptera, Lampyridae. The transcript is spliced from 2 exons. The coding region runs from base 1532 to 3991 and encodes 819 amino acids.